CUUUUAAGCAUAAAUAGAUGCAGUCUCAUACAUGAACGUCCCUAAAAAAAGAUUCCAGAAAAGCUUAAAAGUUCUCUCUUUUUUCUCUCUUAAUCAAUGGAUCUUUUCAUGGCAAUAUCGUUAUUAUUUCUUUGCUUCAUUUUCUUCAUUUACAAGUCAUAUUUACAAAAGAGGAACCAAAACUGCUAUCUUUUAGGGUACGAGUGCUACAAAGCUCCAGAUGACCUGAAACUCGAUACCGAAACUUGUGGGAAACUCAUUUUGAGGAACAAAAACCUGGGUUCAGACCAAUACAAGUUCUUGCUUCGGACAAUGGUUAAUGCUGGCAUCGGUGAAGAAACUUACGGCCCAAGAAACGUCAUUGAUGGCACUGAAGAAACCCCGAAUCUUUCUGGUUCGCUUUCGGAGGUCGACGAUAUCGUCUUCGGAACCCUCGAUAAACUCUUUGAUAACAACGGAGUUUCCCCUUCGGAAAUCGAUAUCCUCGUGAUCACUAUCUCGAUGAUUACUUCGGUUCCGUCGUUGCCGGCUCGGGUUAUUAACCGAUACAAGAUGAGGGAUGAUGUUAAAGUGUUUAAUCUCUCGGGAAUGGGGUGCAGUGCUAGUGUUAUUGCGGUCGACCUCGUACAUCAUUUGUUCAAAACGUAUACGAACUCCUUUGCAGUGAUUGUUAGCUCGGAAUCUUUGAUUCCGAAUUGGUAUCGCGGCAACGAAAGAUCGAUGAUGCUUCCCAAUAUUUUGUUCAGAUUGGGAGGGUGUUCGUUGUUGUUGACGAAUAAAAGCUCGAUGAAACAUAAAUCUUUGAUGAAAUUAAAGCUUUCUGUUCGUUUCCAUGGUGGAGCAAGCGACGAAGCUUAUCAAAGUUGCACCAGGGUCGAAGAUUCCCAAGGCUACUGCGGUUUUUCACUUUCGAAAAGCCUGCCACAAGCCGCUGCGAAAGCCGUAACAAUGAAUUUCCGAGUCUUACUCCCGAAGACGCUACCGUUAGGCGAACUUGUUCGGUACGCGACGGUUUCGUUCUUACACUCGAAAAUGAAUAACAACAAGGGCAAAACUCCAAGCUUGAAUAUGGAAUCCGGGUUUCAACAUUUCUGUAUUCAUCCUGGUGGAAGGGCAGUGAUUGAUGCAAUGGGACGAAGUCUAGGGCUAAACGAAUACGACCUGGAACCGACUCGGAUGGCACUUCAUCGGUUCGGGAACACGUCCGCGGCCGGAAUAUGGUAUGUUUUAAGUUACAUGGAAGCUAAGAAGAGGCUUAAGAAAGGUGAUAGGAUAUUGAUGAUCAGUCUUGGAGCAGGUUUUAAAUGUAAUAAUUGUGUAUGGGAAGUCAUGAAGGACGCCAUGGAUGAUGUUAACGUGUGGAAAGAUUGUAUCAGUCGAUAUCCUGUGAAAUCUACUGCCAAUACGUCGUUCUUGGAGAAGUACAGUUGGGUCAAUGAACUCGAACUCCAACCCGAACUGAACAAAAAAAUAGACAAAAUCAAAAAUUGAGUCGAAUUAUUUUUCAAUAGUUUUACUAUAGGUUUUAUCAUUAAAAAUAUUUUAAAAUUGAAUUGAAUUAUUUUGUUUAUGAUUA
Messenger RNA from Gossypium arboreum, 1576 nucleotides. RefSeq names its product 3-ketoacyl-CoA synthase 19. NCBI's taxonomy places the organism in Eukaryota, Viridiplantae, Streptophyta, Magnoliopsida, Malvales, Malvaceae. The transcript has a single exon. Bases 97 to 1491 code for a protein of 464 amino acids. Gene Ontology annotation, biological process: fatty acid biosynthetic process. The record is from RefSeq and is a predicted model, not a curated record. Gene Ontology annotation, molecular function: acyltransferase activity, transferring groups other than amino-acyl groups. Gene Ontology annotation, cellular component: membrane.